AUUGAAUCAUCUUUUUGACUAUUUCGUUACUUGAUACAGUUACGGCGUGCAUGACAAAAUAACGUAUGGUGUGUGGUUAUUUUUAAGUAUACCCGGUAAGCAAUUACAAGUUUUAGAUCUAAAUUCAAAAGAUAUAUCGAUAUUUUUGUUUCGCUUAUGGAAAAUCGUUCAUUUUUCCCAUUGUUCUUCAUGAUCAGAGUUUCAUAUGAGUACUACUCUUGAACAUAUUGGCUUCCUGGAAACGUUAGCUAAUUUAGCAAGUCCUAAAAACCAAUAAAUCUGAGCCAUUUGAGUCCAGCAACAUUUCUUGGUAGAAAUGGUUCCUUAUUUCUUCCAGACGGCCGCCUCUUCGGUUGAUUAUGAAAUGACAUCGGCUGGUAGCACAGUCAUUCCUUCUUCGUACGGAUACGUUCAGACUGACAGAACAUCUACCCUAAUUCACGAAGACACAGUCUCGUAGAAGUUUCUACGUCCCACAAAUCAAUGCUAUCCCCACACCUUGCCAAAUAAUCGCCUGAUACCUGAAACGCGAAUUUUGCAGAUUCACUCUGUUGGCCAGCCCAGGUGUUAGACGACUAACCAUACAUGGGUCCUCUGACACUUCCAACAUCUUCGAAUAUUCCCUCAAUAAGCUGACAAUUAACAAACAAAAUCAUGCUUUUGUUAAAUCUAAUGUUCGCUAUCCAUGGUUGCCAAUGAGUACACAACACGGAUUGUCGUUGAUACAGCUCCGUUUGUGAAAAGGACACGACUCGAGAAUUUCAAUGCUAUAAUUUAUACUCUCCCACAAGUUGUCGAUGAAAUUAAAGAUCCUCAAACACGUGAAUAUAUGAAAUGUCUGCCUUACACGAUAAAUUGUCAAAUACCACAGAAAGAAUCUGUGAAAUAUGUUAAAGAUAUUGCAAAGCGGACUGGAGAUAUUUCGGUGCUUUCUUCAACAGAUGUUCAUGUGAUUGCAUUAACUUAUGAAUUGUAUAGACAGUAUAUUGGGGAACCGAAAGUCAAAGAAAUAAAACCGUUACCAAGUAAUCUUAGUUUAUUGGCUCGUUGUGAAGUACCGAAAACGGAUAAAAAAAGUGGGAUAUCUGGUGAAGACGACGACGACAACGACGUUGAGGAUGAUGAUAAUGAGGAUGAUGAUAAUGAGGAUGUUGAGGGAGAAGGAGAAUCAGCAGCAGCAACAACAUCUGAAGAAGAAGAAGAAACGCAACAAGACGCCGAAUCUCUUGAACCUAAUGAUGAUGAUUGGAUAACAGAAGAUAAUUUUGAUGAAAAAGCUAUGACUAACUUUGGACUUGGACGUGAUUUCUCAGAUUCAAUGGAACCAAUAAAUAAAGCUCAGUCAGAUGUUGUAGCAUGUUUGACAACUGAUUUCGCUAUGCAGAAUGUUCUAUUUCACAUGGGUCUUGAUAUAGUCAGUUUGAAUGGUUUACGUAUUCGUCAGCCAAGAACUCAUUUACUAUGGUGCAGUGCAUGUUUCAAGCCUACAAAACGCACAGACACUUAUUUCUGUCCAUGGUGUGGACAUGCCAGCAUGCGUCGGAUCCCAGUGACUCUACACGAAGACGGCCAGUUAGAAUUCCACUUUGCAAGAAAAUUUAAGCCUAGAUUACGCGGUUUAAAACAACCUAUACGAAUUCCUAAGGGUGGAAAACAUGCCGAUGAACCAAUCUAUUGUGCAGAUCAACGUCUACCUGAUCGUCGACCAGCUCGUCCUAAAAAUGCAAAAGUUCUCCCUGUUGCUACAAAUGGUCUCUUAGGACUUGAAGAUGAUGAAUUGUCAAAGGUAUUAGAAUUUCAGUGUGAUUUGAACAACGCCUCGACAGCAGUAUUCCCGUUGAAUGAUACCACUAGCCGGUCUGCCCUACACGGGAUUCGAUCAGAUCAUCAAAUACCGAGUAGAGCAUUUCUACAAGGCAGUCGUCCGGAGCAUGGAUUAAAGCCGACCAGAGGGAAUGCGCAUAUAUCUAGACCACGGACAGGGAAUAAAAAGAGGCGGAAAUGAUGCGGCUGAUGACGACCAUGGUGAUGAUGCUGACGGCUUUUUUCUUCUCUUCUGUACGUAUCUAAUUUAUCUAAUUAAUUAAAGAAAAUACAUUUAUAUUAUAUAAUGGCUUGCUUUAUAUUCC
This is a messenger RNA of Trichobilharzia regenti, 2129 nucleotides long. NCBI's taxonomy places the organism in Eukaryota, Metazoa, Platyhelminthes, Trematoda, Strigeidida, Schistosomatidae. The record is from the annotation of a GenBank genome assembly.